Panicum hallii is the source of this 1537-nucleotide messenger RNA. Its product is annotated as E3 ubiquitin-protein ligase ATL4-like. Lineage: Eukaryota; Viridiplantae; Streptophyta; Magnoliopsida; Poales; Poaceae. The transcript has a single exon. Bases 158 to 1312 code for a protein of 384 amino acids. The record is from RefSeq and is a predicted model, not a curated record.
CUCAUCUCUUACCUAUGGCUGCCGCGGCUGCUGCCCCCCGUCCGCCACGCCACCACGCACUCCAAAACCCAUAAAUAAAAGGCGCGAGGCCACACACGCAGCAGGCCGCCUUAAACACACCACCCCCCUCUCGUGGGCUGCGGCUGCUCCCCCCGUCAUGGACGCCCUCCCGCCGCCCGCCGCCGGCGACCCGUUCGCGGCCACCCUCCCGCCGUCAUUGCCGUCCCCGCCCCCGCCGUCCUCGUCGUCGUCGUCGCUCAAUCUCUCCCCCUCGCUGCUCAUCAUCGCCGCGCUGCUGGCGUUCGUCUUCUGCGCCUCCGUGUCGAUCCACUUCCUCCUCCGCUGCCUCGCCCGCGCGUCGUCGUCGUCAUCGUCGUCGCACCCGUCCCCGAGCCCGUUCCUGGCCAGGGCGCGCGGCGCGUCCGGGGCGGAGGCGGAGGAGGUGGGGGCGGGGUCCGCGAGGAGGAGCGCCGCGGCGGUGGGGCCGGAGGAGGCGCAUUCCGCGGAGGCGGUGGACGACGAGAAGGAGCGGCUGAUCGCGUCGCUGCCGCUGUUCACCAUGGCGUCGGCGCUGGCGGCGCUGCCCAAGAGCUCCCCGGACUGCGCCGUCUGCCUCUCGCCCUUCUCCCCCGACGCCGAGCUGCGGCUGCUCCCGGCGUGCCGCCACGCGUUCCACGCCGCCUGCGUCGACGCCUGGCUCCGCACCACCCCGUCGUGCCCGCUCUGCCGCGCCGCCGUCUCGCUCCCGCACCCGCCGCUCCCCACCGCCGCGCCCGCCGCCGCGGGGCCGGGCGCGCAGGAGCCGCUCGACGCGCGGGUCGGCAGCAGCAACAACAACUCGAGGAGCUUCCGCGUCGAGAUCGGCAGCGUGAGCAACCGCCGCUCCUCCGCCGCGGGCGACGACCGCCGCACCUACUCGCUCGGCUCCUUCGACUACCGCGUCGACGAGGAGGUGGAGGCCGUGGUGUCCCGCAUCACCCGCCCCGCGGUGUCGGCGGCGGCCAAGUCGGCGACCCACCAGGCCGCGGCGGCGACCCCCGGCGAGGCGCUGGCGGAGGCGGCCGGGUCCCGCGGGUGGCUGCGCGAGUACGUCGACCGCCUCGCCUCCUCGGCGUCGUCCCUCUCCGGGCGGUGGAGCGCGCGGUGGAGCCAGGGGCACGGCCAUCACAGCCGCAGCCAGAGCCAGAGCCACCGGCCCGACGACUCGUGGCGGUGGGACCCCGAGGCGGCGGCGGGGGCGGCGAUGCACCGCGCGCCGGACGAGGAGGAGCCCGGGUUCGUGGCCCUGUACCGUUGGAUCGUCGGGGUAUAGCCAGCUGUAAUUACGGGACCUCGCGAGGGCGUUUUUGCCAACUCCUUCCGUAUUCUUUCUUUCUUUCCUUUUUAUUAUUUAGGACUCCAUUGUAAAAACACAACAAACAUCCAGGACCCAGAGGUGAGCGAGAGUUUAGCGUCUCCGAAGCUUCUUCAUCCAUGCCGUUCAUCGACUUGUUCGUAGUUGUUUUCCGGAGCUGCAAAAUGCAAUGCGAUUUUGGAA